Quercus robur (English oak) is the source of this 2242-nucleotide messenger RNA. RefSeq lists its product as uncharacterized. Lineage: Eukaryota; Viridiplantae; Streptophyta; Magnoliopsida; Fagales; Fagaceae. The record is from RefSeq and is a predicted model, not a curated record. The transcript has 2 exons. Bases 379 to 951 code for a protein of 190 amino acids.
GGUCUGGCCUAGUGAGAGAGAGAGAGGAGAAGAAGAGAACUGAGUUGAUAGGAUUUCUUAUGGAUUUUUUUAACGGAGAAGCUAACGGAACAGCUAACGGAAGGACUUGAUUGAACAUUUUUAAACUUAUAGAACUGAAUUUACUGAAUGCCAAGUUAAAUUUUGGUAAAAUUUAUAAAAUUUAGAGGCACAUCACAUUUAAAAUUGAAAAUGUAACGGUAACUUUCCAAAACAUCCUUUUGUUCUUUCUUCCCCCACGUUUGCUUUAAACACAAGUCCCAAACGGUCCAAAUAAGGAAACAGAAAGCAAAAAAGAUCACAACAGUUUAUGUAGAGAGUAUCUUAUAUAGAAGAUUCAGAACAAGAUCUCUCUUAGAUAUGGCUAUGUCCAAAGUAGAAAAAGAAGAAGAAGAGACAGAGAGGCUUGUUAUGGGCACUACAAAAGUGGUGUACUACUUAGAACCAUUGAUGUCAAAAGAGCUUCUCUGCAAAUUCCCUGACAAGUCAUUGGCUUUCGACUUUGACUACACGCAGAGCUCAAUAUGGUCCCCUUUGGUCCCUCGGGCUUACAGUGCCAUGGACUUGGAUUCUGAUUUUGAAGAUUUGGAUUUCAUGACACCCACAAAUAGAAAGAUCUCAUUUGGUGGUGGUGGUGGUGCUAUGGUGUUGAGCAACAAAACCAAUUUGAAGAAAGUCACUUACAACAUCAAGAAGAAGCUCAACAUCAAUCUUAAUCUCAAUGUUUUGAAGAUGAAGCACAUGCACAAGAACAAAACCAAGGCAUCUGAGUUCUCCCCAACUCCUCUAAAGCCCACUUUUACUUGUUUCCCACACACCACAAGGGCUUGGACUAAGGCGUUGAAAGCUGCCUCUAAACAUUUCAAGAAAAAGAAGAAGACAGAUCCCACGGCCCAUUUCAACAAUUUGAGAGAUGGGAAUAUUUCAAGAUGAUUAUUCAAUUGGAAAUUUCUCUCUGUUUUUCUUUUUGGUCAAUUCAUUCAAAUCUGUGUUGCCCUUGCAGCAAGCAGGUACACCGUACAAUACUAUCAUGUUAUUCAAAAAGUGUAAAACUUUUAUUAAUUCUUGUAAUGCAUGAUAUUUCAAGGCCUUUUCAUUCCUAUUAUGAAAUCAAUUGCUCAAGUUAAUCUUUUUAUGGUGGAGGAUAGGGUGGCAGUUUGGCAUUAAUAUACGUGACAAUGUCACAGAUGCCUUUGGCCGUGUAAAUUAUUGAAGGAGUUUAAUUUUACUGGGUAUAGAAGAAAUCCUUUUCUAUGCUUGAAUGAAAUUAAAUUCAGUUCUUGUAGUUGGAGAGUUGGAGAGGAGAAUAAAAACUAAAUAAAGAGAUUGAAUUAAUAACGGCUAGUUGGGGUUGCGUGGGAUGAAAGUAUUCCUAUGAGUCGGUGAUCACAAAACAGAGAGUGAGAGUCUCUCCGUCUCCGUGUGUGAGUCGGAGAGUGAUGUGUAUAUAUAUAUAUCCCACUUAGGCAAGAAAAAACUAAAAAAUACUUUCUCUUCAAGAUUUCAGUACGCAAAAAUACUCUCUUGAAGAUUUCAGUAGUCAUGGCCAUGGCUAUGCUUUUGGGUUUAGAUGCAAGAACUCGUGUGGCUAUGGGUUUAGAUGCUAACCCUCGUAUGGGUUUGAAGAGGACUCUCUCUUCUGCUUCUGCUUCUGGGUUUCCUUCAAAGCAGCAAGAUGAUGGCGACAAGAAGGAAGCAAUCUCAACGUUGUCUUCUGCUGCCAGUAAUAGUGCCGGCAACGAGAAGGAAGCGAUCUCAACGUUGUCUUCUGCUGCUAGUAAUAUUGCCGAGAAUGGUGAAAAGAAAGAGAGGAUUGUGGUCAAGAUUAAUUUGGCUGCAUGGCGGAAAAGGAAAGCGCAAAAGGAGGAAGAGGAGAAGAGGAAGUCAUUGGAGUUGAAACUUGAAGCGUCAAAAAGAAAGAUACAACUUGGAUACCAACAAGUUCAAAAGGCCAAAAGAAAGAUUCAAUUGGUGGAUUUGAGAGACAUCCCUAAGCCUGAGCCAGAGAUUAAUCUUUCCAAGAAAUCCAAGUUCCAUCACCGUCAUUGAUGAUCUACAUGUUUGAUGAUGAUUCUUUUUGUAUAUGAUUUUUGAAUUCUUUGUACUUAGUUCAUGAAGUAAUGAAAGAUGAUAAUUUUACAAUUUUAAUUUGUUACGUUUGAAUGUAUAUCAUUUAUUAGUAUUGAAUGCAAGUCUAUCCGACUCUGAGUCGGAGUGAACAAAA